GAUUUUAUUCUCAUCACUUUCAAAAUGAAGAUUCUGGGUGGAGGGUCUCUUCAACUUGUCUAUGCACUCCUAAUUUUAGUGCAUAUGCAACCCUCCAUUGGAUUCAAUUCAACAAUUGGUGAUGAUGAAGUUAGGUGCAUAGAGAGCGAAAGACAAGCCCUUCUCGCAUUUAAGCAUGGUUUGGUUGACGAAUAUGGCUGGCUUUCCUCAUGGGACAAUGAAGAAAAGAAAAAGGAUUGUUGUGAAUGGGAAGGAGUUCGAUGUAGCAACAAAACUGGGCAUGUAACUGUGCUUAAUCUAACAAACUGGUUUGCUCCAUUAAGAGGUAACUUUAGUCCUUCCCUAUUUGAGUUGCAACAUUUAAUUUAUUUAGACCUCAAUGGGAUUAAUUUCAACUUAAGCCGCAUUCCAAAUUCUAUCGGUUCACUCAACAAAAUAAAACAUCUUGAUCUCUCUAAUUGUAAUUUAAGUGGAUCUCUUCCUAGUCAGCUUGGGAACCUUAGAGGUCUGCGGUAUCUUAAUCUUGGCUAUAAUCAGUUUGAAGGUUUGAUUCCAGAAUAUAUUGGUCACAUGACUUUUCUGGAAAACCUAGAGCUGGCCGGUGACCAAUUUGAAGGAGGGAUACCAAAAUCCUUUGGGAACCUGUGCAACUUAGUUUCCCUAGAUCUGUGGCUUAACAAUCUUGACGGAAUGCUUCCUGAACUUAUUGGUAACUUAUCUGGAUGUCUACAACUCUCCUUGGAAGAAUUGAUUUUGGAUGAUAAUAAAAUUAAGGGACCCGUGUCUGAUAUGAUAAAAAAUUUCUCCUCACUGCGAUGGUUGUUUCUUUCCAACAAUCAACUAAGUGGUACUGUGAGCAAAAGUAUUGGACUCCUAUCAAACCUUGAGGACAUAGAUCUUUCUUCGAAUUCUUUGAAUGGGACUAUCAGUGAAUCACACUUUUCUACACUAUCCAAGUUACGGCUGUUGGUCAUGUCUUCUAAUUCUUUGAGCGUCAACUUUAGCAAUGACUGGAUUCCUCCAUUCCAAUUGCAUGAUAUAGAACUUCAAUCGUGCGAGUUGGGCCCGAAGUUUCCAAGCUGGUUAAAGUCCCAAAGAAAUUUUUCUUAUCUUGAUAUCUCUGGAGGUGGGAUUUCAGAUAGCAUCCCACCGUGGUUUUGGAACCUAUCUCCUAGAGCACUUCAUGUGAAUCUUUCUUCCAAUCGUCUCUAUGGAGUCUUGCCAAAUUUGUCAACUACAAAAUUUGCUGAUUCUUUUGGCCUUGGGAUAGAUUUGAGUAAAAAUAAGUUGGAGGGUCUAUUACCAGUAUUCCCCGUUAAUGUCACAUCCAUAAACCUAUCAGAAAAUAGGUUCUUUGGGUCAAUUUCUUCUCUCUGCACCACAACUGAUGGGAAACUUGAGUUCCUUGAUGUUUCGCACAAUGAACUAUUUGGAAAGCUUCCAGAUUGCAUGAUGCAAUGGACAAGUCUAGUGAUUCUAAAUUUGGCUGAUAAUCAUUUAUUUGGGAAAAUUCCUAGCUCUAUUGGAUCUUUGCAUCGUCUUGAAUCGUUGGGUUUGCAAAAUAACAAUUUCUCUGGAGAAAUACCUUGUGGAGACAUCCCCUUGAAGCUAUGCUGGUUGACAAAUAUUAUGCUACUAGACCUCUCCAACAACAAUCUAUCUGGAAACAUACCAUGGUGCAUUCAGAAUCUAACUACAUUAGCUGAACAGGGGAUUUCUGCCCAUGAUCAUGAUUUUAUAGAAUCACGUACUGGUGCUAAUUCUGGGUACGGAGGAAGCUAUGCUGACAAAGCAUUUGUAAUGUGGAAAGGAAUGGAGCGUGAUUAUGAGAAUGGAAAUCUCAAGACUUUGAAAAUUAUUGAUCUUUCAAGCAACAAAUUAACAGGAAAGAUUCCUGUGCAGAUAUCGAUUCUCUUGGAACUGGUUGAAUUGAACUUAUCAAGAAAUCAGUUAACGGGAUGGAUUCCUCCAAACAUUGGGCAGAUGAGAAAGUUAGAAUCACUUGACUUGUCAUGGAACCAGCUUUCAGGUCAGCUUCCUUGGAGCAUGUCCCAAUUAUAUUUCCUCGGCACCUUGAACCUGUCAUAUAACAACUUUUCUGGGAGAAUCCCAUCGGGACCCCAAAUACAGACAUUUGAUGCUUCUUCAUUUGUCGGUAAUCCUGCACUCUGUGGGCUUCCUCUAACACCAACUUGUCCCGAAGAUGAAAAAUCAGAGAGCAAACCCAAAAACAGAGACAUGGAUGAAUUCUGGAAAUCGUUUAAACCGGGUAUGGAACUUGGAGCGGCCAUCGGCUUUGUGGGAGUUCUGGCGGUGAAGUUAGAUCAUCCAUGGAAACAUCUCUGUUUCCUGUUGUUUAACAACGUGAGGGUUCGCUUCAGCAACUUGAAGGGCUGCCUUUGUUUACUUGUAGCAGCACUUGGUUUGCUGGUGAGAGAACAUGUCUCCAGAUUGGGAAGAAAAUUGAAGUUGUUCGAGCCAUCAGUGUCUUCCUAGAAGCCGGUUCAAGAUGUUUCAUGUUGCCAAGUGAACUUCCAGGAUGUCUUCUCCUCUUUCCGCAUCAAUAAGUCCAAGCUGAGCACUUGGUUUUCUAUCUUCUAUUUUGUAAUAAUUUGCUUGAAACUGAUAUGCAAUAUGGAUUUGUAUUCUGUUAUUUAACUAAGUCUCAACCAUUUUUGGUGCUAGGUGUAGCAUGGAUGCCAUUAACAAGUGCAAGUAACAGUACUAUAAAAUGGGUUUCGCUUUUGUUUGUGCAAUUCCAUACACAUUUUUUCUGUUAGGUUUUUUAUUUAAGGGGUUGCUGUUUAUAACCGAAAUUUAAGUGCUUUCUUAGAGCAUUUUCGAUGGGUUUUGACAACUUUGCAUCAAAUCAAGUGCUUCCUGCAAACAACAUCUAUAAAUGGAUGCAUUAGUC
This is a messenger RNA of Rubroshorea leprosula, 2914 nucleotides long. Lineage: Eukaryota; Viridiplantae; Streptophyta; Magnoliopsida; Malvales; Dipterocarpaceae. The record is from the annotation of a GenBank genome assembly.